This is a messenger RNA of [Torrubiella] hemipterigena, 1408 nucleotides long. The record is from the annotation of a GenBank genome assembly. NCBI's taxonomy places the organism in Eukaryota, Fungi, Ascomycota, Sordariomycetes, Hypocreales, Clavicipitaceae.
GUAAUUAUUGUAUUUAUUUGACGAGUUUUCUAUUUUAGAAUAUUUUACUUGGUCUGCUGGUACCGUACUGCUAUCAAUAUCCCAAUUUAGUGUAAGUCUGACCCUAAAGACACGCACCGCUUGAUGUCCACGCCAGACCAGUAACCACUACUUCUGUAAAAGGAAAAAAAAGGGACAUGGAAGGAACAACGGGCAGAAAGUGUUCUAUGGUAACAUAUUUCAUCGUUGAUAUAUAAUAUCAACGAAGUUUAGGUACCGUUCGGUGUACAAGCAGCGUUACCAAUUUUAUUUAGGGUAAGCUUCGAUGAGGCUCACGGCUGACGAUCAACCCCUCACCAGAGAAGGAAAUGUCAGCUCUCCCGAACCGGAGACUUUUAUGUUUCUCUCAUCUACAUAAAAAAACAAACCAAGCAAACCACUUAAAAUAUGUCUCCUGAUUUGAAACCGACAAUUGUUGCCUUUGCAGGUGCCUGGCAUCCGGCGUCCGCUCUGGAGCCGUUUAUACAGGAUCUGCAAGCGCAAGGCUACCCCGCCGAAGCUCACAAGCUUAAGAUAACUGGCGAUCCUACAGCGCUUAAAGAGGACGACAGCGAGCUGAUGCGGUCGGUGCUGCUCUCACACAUUGAGAAAGGCAAAGAUAUUGUUUUUAUUGCGCACUCGAUGGCUGGACUAGGAGCAUCGCUAGCAAUCAAGGGCCUGCACAAGAAGGAGCGUGCAUCCAAAGGGCUCACCGGUGGCCUCGCUGGCAUCGUCUACAUCGCAGCCUUUAUUCCCAGCAGUGCCAUGGAUGGCCAUACUCCUGACCCGCGAGUUAUUCCCGACCCAGCAACUGGCCUGGCGAGUAUCACGGAUGCCGUCAACUUUUUCUACAACGAAUGCCCUACAGAUGUUGCCGAGGCCACUGUAAAGACGCUCCAAGGGCUGUCGCUAAAGGCGCUCAUAACCCCCACGGCGAAAGGAUAUCUGGACGACGCUGACUUAGACGGAUGCAGAGGUUACAUUGCAUGUGAAAAGGACAAUGCCGUCCCCUUCCGUCUUCAAAAGGCAAUGGUUGAGACGAGCGGGCUGCGCUGGUCAGUCAAGUACAUGGACACUGACCACUCGCCAUUUCUUUCGCAGCGGCCAAGGCUGGUAGAGCUGGUGGAAGAGUUGAUUGCCGAGUUUGAGAAAGCUUGAGCAGUGUAGACAAUUCGAUAGGCCUAUACUAUCCAAUGGGAAGAGACUUCUGCUUUUUAAUGUUUCCAACGAUUGCUCGGCCCAUUGUUUUUGGGUGGCGUGCGAGGUACAUGUCAUUGUUUAUUGUUUGGCUUUUGGCUUUUGGCUUUUUGUAUCCGGUAAAAGCGGCGAUGAGGCGGAACUCAGUGUUUGCUUGCACGCACCUCGUCCCCCCACAACCGUUGCGAUACAG